AACAAAUAAAACCAGAAAAAGCAUAAUAUGGGACCUUUAAAUAAAAUUUACAUGCAAGACAAAAAAUCUCAUUUUCCAGUUUCAGAUGAUUACACAGACUUCGCUUCCCGAGCUGAUGCGAUCAUGGAUUUUGAUUUUCCUGUUGAACUAGAAGAAGAAGAAAUUCAUGCUUCAUAUGGGCCACCAACUGCUACUAUGGGAACAACUAUAGGUUCCUCAGUGUCCAGUGUUGUCUACAAUGAUUUACAUCCUUCUAUCUUACCUGGACAGCUUGUCCACCAGUUUUUGCUUAAAACUGAGAGCCUGUCUCUCCCACUUUGUUAUGGUGUCUAUGGAGUUGUCAGCCUUAAACUUCUUCACCAUCCCAAUAAAGCGCUGUUUGUGAAUGGUGAGCUUGAUGAAGUAUUGCUUGGAGGAUUCAAAAGGAUUGCCAUACAUACAGCUGCUGCACACUUUGAGUUUGAUGCCAUGAAAACCAUUGUACAAGAUGGACAGUCCACAGUAGAGUACCUUCAACAGGAUAUAGUUGUUUCUCGUAAUAGUGUGACAGUGAUCAGGCGGGCCAAAGAAAUAGAUGUUGUAAGUGGAGACACACGUAUUGUCUUCCUGAUUCAUGAGAAGGAAGGCAACUUUUAUCUCUGGCCUGUUAUAAGACAACAGCCAAUGGACACCAACGUUACAGGGAUUUUAGCUCUAAAGCCAGCAGUUUAUGAAGAGGUACAGCAAACCCCCUCAACUAUACUCAAGAUCCAAAACACGGAGGUCAUUGCUACCAGAUCCACAACUGCUGACUACAGUAUCGCCUCUGCUCUGACACUGGACUGCUGGUCUGUGCCCUCUGAGUUUGCCUUACAGAGACCCAUAAAUGAGUUCAUCGUUACACAAAUUUAACUGGGAAAGGCAUUUAAUCUCUUACAAGGAUUUCAUUAAAAAAAACAUGUUAGACCAUGGAAAAAUAUUUUUCACCUUUUAGUGACAAAACUUGUCCCAGAUUCUUAGUCGUCUGGAAAGACUUUAAUGAAUAAAUAUUUACCCAAAAGACUUGC
Labrus bergylta (ballan wrasse) is the source of this 1046-nucleotide messenger RNA. NCBI's taxonomy places the organism in Eukaryota, Metazoa, Chordata, Actinopteri, Labriformes, Labridae. The record is from RefSeq and is a predicted model, not a curated record.